UGUGUGUGUGUGUGUGUUAACUCCUUGCUCCCUCCUGGUCUAUGCAUUCCUGUGCCCUAUAUGCUACUAUAGCUUACAGGCCCAGUUCACUAACAGAGGGGGAAAGUGCCAUUGUCAGGGCUUUCCAUUGACAGUAAAGUGCCUACAGGCAGCGGGAGGGAGGGGUUCUAGUUGUUGCGAUGACCCAGGGGGCUUUGGUCCAGACCAACUCUGAUGACGCUGGUGCUUCUAUUGUCCACCGAGCCCUUGCGUUCAGCCUUUGCCAGGGUAUAAAAGCUAGGGUUCUGCGCUGAGAUGGCCAGCACGAUCCAGCCUACCCCACACGGCACAGCAAGCUGUACACGCAGGUAAGGACACACCCCACACCAACUGAAAACAGCAGUCGAUCCACAGCAGCAAACAGCGCACAGGGGCCCACUCCUCUCAGCCUACCAUGCCCGGGUGUGUCACCCCCAGGCGGGGCUGAGCCCCUAACAGAGGCUCGGGCCUCAGGGCCUACAUGAGGCACUCAGACCCCAGGCUGGAUUGGUACAACGGAUGGUUAUUUUCUCCUUGGAGAUUCUGAUCCAUCCUAUGGAAGUGUUUGCCCGCUGUUUCCUGCCUCAGUUAGUUACAAGACUAAGAAAUAGUAACAGAUACACAAACAAAACACAUUCAACUCUGUAGUGAGAACACACCUUUACCUUAUCUGUGUUUUGAUAUUUUACUCUCUCCCUGUCCCUAUUUCUCUCUAUCUCCCACACUAUUCUCCCUUUCCCUUUCUGCUCUCUCUCGCUCUCAUUCCCUUCUUACUCUCUUUUACUCGCUCUGCCUGCCCCAUCUUCUUUCCUCUGACAUGCCUCUCCUCUCCCCAUCCUCUCUCAUCUCUCCAUUCUCCCUCCCUCCCUCCCUCUAACCCCUCUCCCUCAAUCCAUUCCUUCUCCCCCCCUCACGCUCUCCGUCAGAAUCUCCUGAUCCCUCACCAUGUCUCAGACCGCCAAGUCCGCCUCCAGCCAGGGCACUGAUGUCAAGGACAAGGGAGCCCCUGCCCCUGCUGCCACUAGCAAGGCCACUAAGACCGGAGAACCCAGCGUCGGAAACUUCCGAAUCAUGCUGUUCGACCAGGAGAACUUCCAGGGCCGAAUGAUGGAGGUCCAGAACGAGUGCAUGAACGUGUGUGAACGCGGCAUGGACAGAGUGCGCAGUAUCAUCGUCGAGUGCGGCCCCUUUGUUGCCUUUGAGCAGACUAACCUCCGUGGGGAGAUGUUCAUCCUGGAGAAGGGAGAGUACCCUCGCUGGGAUACCUGGAGCAACUCUUACCGUAGCGACUGCCUCAUGUCCCUCAGGCCCAUCCGCAUGGACAGCCUGGAGCACAAGAUCUGUCUGUUUGAGCUCUCUGACUUCAAGGGCAAUAAGAUGGAGAUCCAGGAGGAUGACGUGCCAACCCUCUGGGCGCACGGCUUCACCGACAGAGUGGGCAGCGUGAGGGUGCCCGGCGGAGUGUGGGUGGGUUACCAGUACCCCGGAUACAGAGGAUACCAGUACCUAUUUGAGUGUGGUGACUACAGACACUACAACGAGUUCUGUGCCUUCCAGCCUCAGAUCCAGUCCAUGCGUCGCGUCAGGGACAUGCAGUUCCACCAGCGUGGUUGCUUCAACCUCACCUCCGCCAGCAAGUGAGCGACCUCUGGUGGAUGCACGCUGUAACUGCAGCCAGCCAGCGCUCCCUCACUCAACCCGCCCAUCGGGCGCUUUUUAUUUCUCCAAUCCUAUUCCUCCUUUCCUUCCCUUCACCCCUCCAUCCUAAAGGGAUGGAACGGCAGCAUCGUACCGAACGGAACAACCUAAAUGACUUUUUAUGAUGCCAAAUAAUAAACAUGU
This is a messenger RNA of Oncorhynchus masou masou (cherry salmon), 1860 nucleotides long. RefSeq names its product beta-crystallin B1-like. Gene Ontology annotation, biological process: visual perception; lens development in camera-type eye. The record is from RefSeq and is a predicted model, not a curated record. The coding region runs from base 964 to 1659 and encodes 231 amino acids. Gene Ontology annotation, molecular function: structural constituent of eye lens. The transcript is spliced from 5 exons. Lineage: Eukaryota; Metazoa; Chordata; Actinopteri; Salmoniformes; Salmonidae.